Durio zibethinus is the source of this 990-nucleotide messenger RNA. RefSeq lists its product as uncharacterized. The record is from RefSeq and is a predicted model, not a curated record. Lineage: Eukaryota; Viridiplantae; Streptophyta; Magnoliopsida; Malvales; Malvaceae.
GAGAAAAGAGAAAGAAAGGAGAGAUGGAUUCUGGGUCCUGGGCUGAUCAAUGGGACUACAACAACCCUGAUCCUUCACCGCGAGCAUUGGACGACAAGAAGAAGAAACGGGAUAGUUCGAGCAAAAGCAAGUUUGGCAAGUCAUUGUCAAGUUUCAAAUGGAUGAAAGAACUACGCAAGAAAUCUGAGCAAAAAGUUGACUGCAGAUGAGAAGCACGUGCGGACGGCUGUGCUCCACCAUUGAUCCUCCCAACCUCAUUUUUAUUGUCUUUGUUUUACCAUACAUUCUAUUUACAGUUAAUUCUUCCCAACUCCCUUCUUUAUUGACUGAUAAAAUUCGUCUAAGGAAUAAAAAGAAAAGAAAAUUUUUGCUCCUUUUCGUCUUUCAAAUGAUUGAAUUUGGUACAUCAUUAUUCAAGGAGGGCAAAUUAUUUGUAGAAUGUUUUAAGCAAAGUCAAGCAUAUGAUAAUUCUGAGAUCAUUAAUUUGGCCGUCAAACUUAACUGUAUCAUUCAAUAUUAUCAAGUCAGAUUAAUUUCGAGGCUCAACUCGAAUCAAUAGAAAUCAAACUUGGGUUAUAUCAAGCCAAAUAUGUGUUUGAACCAGACUUGCGUUAAAAGAAAGGGAAAAAGAAAAACCCUCGUAUAAUAACUCAACUGAUCAAUUGAUUUUUUUAAAUGUACUAAUAAGGAAACAUCAAGCAAUUGGUUAAGCUACGUGGAUACUGGAUCCGAAGUACCUUUCCAGGUAGAAGAAGCAUCCCCAGAGGUUUGUGUUGAGGAUAACUUCUCUGUCUGCAAAUAUUUACCUCACAAAACAUUGCAACCUAUACCUACCUACAUGGUUGAUGGGACUUAGCAAGCGGCAAUCUUAAUGUUAGCAUGAUUCUGGAAAUGAUAAAACAAAUUCGCAGCUUUGACUUCUCUCGAACACACUAGAUACUUCAAUUUGUUUCAAGUGUCUCCCACAUCGGAAACAAGAGUCGAACCAUC